Capsaspora owczarzaki ATCC 30864 is the source of this 831-nucleotide messenger RNA. RefSeq lists its product as hypothetical. Lineage: Eukaryota; Filasterea; Ministeriida; Capsasporidae. The record is from RefSeq and is a predicted model, not a curated record. Gene Ontology annotation, molecular function: protein heterodimerization activity; general transcription initiation factor activity; core promoter sequence-specific DNA binding. Gene Ontology annotation, cellular component: negative cofactor 2 complex. The coding region runs from base 232 to 777 and encodes 181 amino acids. The transcript is spliced from 4 exons. Gene Ontology annotation, biological process: chromatin remodeling; positive regulation of transcription by RNA polymerase II; RNA polymerase II preinitiation complex assembly.
CACCACACUCUUUCUCUCGCAAUCGCAGCCAUUACAAACAAAGCAAAAAGCGCACUACAAUUACAAAAACAUGGACUCUUCAGAUCUAACUGGGCAUGACAAUGACAACGAAGCGACGCUGCCAAGAUGUAACAGCAUCUGUGAUCGAUCCAUUAUGAGUGAAAUGAGAGCAAAAGUGCAUCUCACUCGAUGAGUGCGUGAUUUGAGCGCUGUCCAGCGACCGUGUACAGGAUGAUCAAGGAGAUGCUUCCGAAUGACGUGCGAGUGACGAACGACGCGCGCGACAUGAUCCUCGACUGCAUGUCUGAGUUUGUGCAGAUGCUCGCGUCUGAAUCCAACCAAGUGUGCGACACGGAUGGCAAGAAGAUGAUUUCGACCGAUCACGUUCUCAGAGCAUUGCAGGUGCUUGGAUUCUCAGACUAUGUCAAGGAUGUGCAAGAGGCACAAGAGGGGCACAAGGAAGCGCGCGUGAACCGACCGCGAAUGGCAAACAACCUUACUCUAUCAGGACUAUCGCAAGAAGAGCUCAUUCGCCAACAGCAAGAGCUCUUUUCCAAAGCUCGCCAAAACCAAAUGAGCAUCCACGCUGCAAGUGCCACGCCAACCUCGGCGAUGGUGACAACGCCGUUGCCGCUUCCUACCGCAGCGCAGCCACCCAAUCUCGCACUUGGUUCGGAGAGCCAGGCGGCACAGCCAGCGCAGCCAGCGGCAGUUUCAGCACCCGUUCUUGUGGAGCUCAAGCGAAAAGCAGCGGAUGAGGAAGAUUACGAUCAAUGAUUUCGUGGACACUGGGGGUCAUUAAAGUUGAAUAAAUUUAGAAUUCUAACGGAA